Messenger RNA from Calidris pugnax (ruff), 1314 nucleotides. It is a transcript of the gene POLR1C, whose product is annotated as polymerase (RNA) I polypeptide C. Gene Ontology annotation, molecular function: protein dimerization activity; DNA binding. Gene Ontology annotation, cellular component: RNA polymerase I complex; RNA polymerase III complex. Gene Ontology annotation, biological process: DNA-templated transcription. NCBI's taxonomy places the organism in Eukaryota, Metazoa, Chordata, Aves, Charadriiformes, Scolopacidae. The coding region runs from base 65 to 1117 and encodes 350 amino acids. The record is from RefSeq and is a predicted model, not a curated record. The transcript has 9 exons.
GGCGGGCAGAGGCCCGUCACGUGGCGGGGAGCGCCGCCCCCCCUUUCACCGCCCCCCGCUGGCGAUGGCGGCGGCCAUGGCGGCCAAGCGGCGCACCGACGAGAUGCGGGACCGCGUGGUGCUGGGCGAGUUCGGCGUCCGCAACGUCCACACCACAGACUUCCCCGGCAACUACCCCGGCUACGAGGACGCUUGGGACCAGCGGCGCUUCGAGGAGGAGUUCCGCGUGGACGUGAUCCGCGAGGAGGAGGGCGCGCUGGAGUUCGACAUGGUGGGCAUCGACGCCGCCAUCGCCAACGCCUUCCGCCGCAUCCUGCUGGCCGAGGUGCCAACAAUGGCUGUGGAGAAGGUCUUUGUGUACAACAACACAUCCAUUGUGCAGGAUGAAAUUCUUGCUCAUCGCUUGGGCCUCAUCCCGAUCCGAGCUGACCCUCGACUCUUCGAGUAUAGAAACCAAGGAGAUGAAGAAGGCACAGAAAUUGAUACUCUGCAGUUCCAGCUGAAAAUAAAAUGCAGCCGAAACCCUCAGGCAGCCAAGGAAUCAUCUGAUCCUAAUGAACUAUAUUUCAAUCACAAAGUGUACAGUAAACAUAUGACGUGGGUGCCCUUGGGGAAUCAGACAGACCUCUUUCCAGAGGCUGACUUCCGACCUGUUCAUGAUGACAUCCUCAUUGCACUGUUGCGGCCUGGCCAGGAAAUAGAUGUGCUUAUGCACUGUGUCAAGGGUAUAGGUAAAGAUCAUGCCAAGUUUUCUCCUGUGGCCACGGCUAGUUAUCGACUGCUUCCUGACAUUACUCUCCUGCAGCCUGUUGAGGAUGAGGCAGCUGAGCUGUUGCAGAAGUGCUUUUCCCCUGGAGUCAUUGAAAUCCAGAACAUCAAGGGAAAAAAGGUGGCAAGAGUAGCUAAUGCACGGUUGGACACGUUCAGCAGAGAAGUUUUCCGUCAUGAGGGUCUGAAAAACCUUGUGCGCCUGGCAAGAGUGCGGAACCAUUACAUCUUUUCAGUGGAGUCGACGGGUAUCUUGCCUCCAGAUGUGCUGGUGAGCGAAGCCAUCAAGAUCCUGAUGGGAAAGUGUCAGCGCUUCCUGAAUGAGCUGGACUCUGUGCCUAUGGAGUGAUCAGGCUGUAGCUGGGAAGCGUCUCCCUGCACUGCUGUUCUGGGCCUCCUGUGUCUGCCUGCAGGGGUGGUUCCUCUUCCAUUGGCAAGAGGUUUGAGAUGGACUUGUUGAGUCCUAGGCCCAUCUCUUUGAAUUUGUUUUCUGUUGGUAACGAGCCUCAGUGAGGAGAUGCACUAAAAUAAAGGCUUUUCUUUACA